Messenger RNA from Pecten maximus, 5758 nucleotides. Its product is annotated as synergin gamma-like. Gene Ontology annotation, molecular function: protein binding. The coding region runs from base 57 to 4463 and encodes 1468 amino acids. NCBI's taxonomy places the organism in Eukaryota, Metazoa, Mollusca, Bivalvia, Pectinida, Pectinidae. The transcript is spliced from 18 exons. Gene Ontology annotation, cellular component: clathrin coat of trans-Golgi network vesicle. The record is from RefSeq and is a predicted model, not a curated record.
UUCUUUUGCAUAUUAGAUCUUACCCGGAAGUACGUCCAACGUCAAAGAGUUCUAGAAUGGCUGACAACAGAAAUAUCAGAUACUCUGGACAACCACCAGGAAAUUUUGGCAUGAUGCCAAAUCCUAGGAUGGCCCAGUUUCAGCAGCCAGGGAUACAGAUGAUGCCCAUGAUGCAGUCUGGGAUGAUGAUGCCUCCUGGUAGUCAUAUGAUGCCCCCACAGCAAAUGAUGUUUCCAGUGCAGCAAAUGGGUAUGAGACCACCUGAUGGUCCCGGUGUUCCUCCUCCUGCUUACACACAAAAAAUGGCUGACAACUUCAGACAACGAGCACCUAGUCAUCAAGUAUCAGGCCCACUUCACAGACCUAGCACAAUGUCUGCAGAGCAACUUCGACAACUGGAGGAAAAGCAGCGGAAGGAAAAACAGUUCCUAGCUCAAAAACAGAAGCUACAAGCAUUUGGUCGUCCAAUUCAUGUGGAUACAGAUAAGUUCUCCAAAGGACUUAUGGAGUCCAUGUUUGGUAAAGUGGAAAAACCUAAACCAAAGAAAGAUCUCACUCCAAAAAAAGAAGAUGUUGCAGAGCAAGAAGAUGAUGGUUUUGGGGACUUUAUGGCAGGUCCAUGUACAAAUGUGACGGCUCCUGUAACGGACACAGCUACUGAAGACAAACAGAGUCUGUCACAGGCCGUGCCUGAACCACAAAGUGGUGGGAAUCAAACUAAAGGCCAAAACAAGGAAGAGAAAAAAGAUUUGAUGUCCAUGAUGAUGGAGUGUUCAGACCUGAAAGCACCUAACAAGGCAAAAACAUUCCAUCGUCCAGCAUUAAAGGAGCUACCUGUGACCACCCAGACCCAUCAUCACACCUUCCACCAGAGUCAACAGGCUCGCCAGUGGACCCAGCCUGUUGAAGAGUUGUCUGAGCUCUUCACUGUCGAGCCUGCCACACAGCCAGUCCCCCAGCCAGCAGCCACCCCAGAAUCCCAGCAAGGACUACAAUCUCUGGUUCAGGACACAGCCAAGUUUGAAAUCCCAGGAUGGUGUAAGGAGGAGGACCGGAUUCCCCCUGUGUACAAACAAGUACUAGAGGCUGCCAUUGUGAAUGGACAGAUUUCUACAGAGCGUCUAUACCCUAUCUUGUUGAUGAGUGGGUUGUCCAAGCAAACACUUGGUCAGAUUUGGUUCUUGGCCAAUCGAACAACACCUGGUCAGCUCAUCAAGGAGGAAUUGUACCUCAUGUUGGCCCUUGUCGCCUUCGCCCAGAACAACUUUCAGGCCCUGACAAUGGACAUGCUCAACAAUCUCCCACAGCCUCCCAUUCCAUUCCUAGGACAAAGUCAAGCUCCUUCAGGACCCACAGGUCCUCAAAGUCAUGGCCCUCUAGGUCCUCAAGGUCAUGGCCAUCCAGGUCAACAAGGACAAGGAAUUCAGGGUGAUCCAGGUCAACAGGAACAACAUGUUCUGAUACCCCCCACAGCAGUUCCACAACAUGUGGCUCCUACCUCUGUCCAAGCAGGUACUCCAUUGCAAUCAGCGACCCAGUUACCAGUAACACAGUCUGCUUUUGGUGUGUCUACGGGAACCAUGGAGGUUUUUGCUUCAGGUGGUGAUGAUGAUUUUGCUGAUUUUCAGGCCGCUAAACCUACUCCCCAACCAGUUUUAGAAACAUCUGUACCAGCCGUACCCAAGCAACCAGCCAGGCCUAAAAAGAAACCAGAAAUCGAAUACCUGUAUGAGGUUCCUACUCCUGCUGAGGCUGAGAAGAUGGCUGGACCAAUAACAUCAGAAAUGACCUAUUCUAAUGUACAGAACUUCUUUGGUAGUGAUGAUUCGUCAGUUUCCGCUUCUCCCCAAAGACAACUUCUCACAGGUCCAUCAACACCAAAUAGUCUGGAAGCUGAUUUUGAUGAUUUCAAGUCUGCAGACAGUAAACCAAGUGAUAGUAGCCAGUUUUCUUCGGAGCAGUCAGAAAACGAGGACUUUAAAGUGUUUGAGUCUUACCUGGAGGAUUUUGAGCGGAGAAAACAGAAACAGCAGGAGAGUCCACUACAUCGCCCUGUGUCCAAGUCCUCACUUCCUCUACCCAGCAUGCCCUCCACUGCAGUUCCUACAGCUAUCCCAGCCAUUCGUAACCUGUGGACGAAGCCUCAUGGAGAGGCUACUGUGACGAGUGUUCCCUCCAAGCCGUUACAGAAUUCACAGUUUCACACUCCAGACCUUGUUGUGGCAGACUCUACAGACAAAUCUGACCCACACUUUGGAAACUCUCCCACUAAAUCAUCAGAUUCUGAUUUUGCAGAUUUCCAACAAGCACCUGUCGUAGGAAACUUCAGUAAAUCUGCUAUUUCUAGGAUUACUGCAGAUCAUGAUCAGUUGAAAGCUUCUGGGAGUGAUGUCAGUUUGACUUUGAUCGGGGAGGAAGACAAAUAUGCUGCCUUGAGAACUUUAGACUUUGGUUCAGAAUUAAGUACAGGAAAUGAAACAGUUGUAGCAGAAGGACUUAACCCUCCAGUAGACAAUGCAGAAGACAAUGAAAAUUGGGCAGAUUUCCAAGGUGUUGUUUUAGACGAGGCACCACAACCAGACCCGGUUGUGACUAAUGCUACUGAUUCAGGAAAGGAAAGUAUUCUUAGUCUUUUUAACAGUGCACCACCAAUAAUGUCAACUGUCUGUCCUUCUGAGAUAAGCAAUCAGCCAACAGAUAAUACAAGUACAAGUGUCAAACCAUUGCCAUUAGAAAGUAACACAGAUUCUGAUUGGUCCAGUUUUGGUGAUAAUUCUAAAGUAUGUACAGAUGUUGGUACUGGAUUGUCAGGCUUUACAGCAGGCAUUACAGGAAGUGGUUCUGGACACUUAGAACCUGCCCUAGCAUUUGAACAAAAAGAUACAGAAAGUGAUGACUGGGCAGACUUCCAGGGUCCUGAUCAGGAGGUUAGUAGUGAUAAUAUGGACACCACUCAGAGUGACGAUAAGGUCAUCUCUGUGAAGAAAGAAGGUUUACGUUCAGAAGAAAUUCUUGGCCUAUUUAAGGUUCGAGAACCACAGGAACUACCAACUGACCUUAAAGUUGUUUAUACACAAAAUACAAAGGUUAACUCGGAAUGGAAUCCACAAGUGGCUGAAAAUGCUAACACAUAUCUUGAUGGGGAAUCCACUUUGGAAGCAAAAAAAGUAUUUUCUACCAAGGCGAAACGUCUUCCAUCACUUGGUCCUGAUGAUGAUGAGGAUUCCUUCAGAGUACCACCUCCUAUGGAUGAUGACCAUGGUGAUGAAGAUUUCGGUGAGUUUAGUCGUGGAUACGAGGACAUGGAUGACUAUCAUCAGCCUCAGAAUAUACUGGAUGAUGGCAGGAGAAAAUACCCAAUACCUGGUAUGGGUAUUGUGUCUAAACCUGUGGUCAAGGAGUCAAAAAAAUCAACAACUGCCCAGGCCAGGUACGCAGACAUAAUGGCACUUGACCAGACUGAUGUGGAUCAAGGUCUGUCCAAGGACCCACUGGAAAUGAGUCAGGACCGACUGUCAAUUACAAAAAGUGAGGACUCUCAGUCAGUGUCUAGUCUGGAGCUUCCAUUCUCUAAAAGUCGGCUACAAAAUGUCCUCGACCAGGACACACAAUCUAUAUCUAGUAACGAGUAUGGAAACUUUGAAACCAUUUCACCGAGGAAACCUGAAACUCCAGUCAAUGUGGAGUCUAAGUCUGUGGACAGUUUGGAUCUCAUCAAAGAUGAAGGUAAUGGUGAUAGUAGUGAGGACCAGGGUUCAGGUGAUCAGUCUCGGGAACAGAGUCCAGAGAAGGUGACCGAGCUGACCACCACAGACAGCACUGGUAUAGAGAGCUCUGUCAGUAUGAGUGACACUUACCGAGCUUCCAUGCCUUUACCAGUCCUUGGUGACAGAUACAGUAACAUUCUACAAGACAUUCCAGGGAGUGACAAACACUCAUAUGAGUGGCAACGUUGCCUUGACAAUAGUUAUCGUAUGAUCAAGGAUGCAAACAACAUCUUUAACUCCAUCAGCAGUUCAGUAGUGUGUAAUGAAGUUCUGAAAUCCGAGCAGGGAUCGGAGUACGUGCAGGGAGUUGUGGAGAUCUUCAGAGUAGUCUGUCGUAUUACCACAGCGAUGAAAGCACAAGGUCUUGCCACAGAUAAACUUACUCAGCUACUGAAGGAUAUAGACCUGUCCUGGAACAAUCUGACCGCAUUCCUGGUCGGGGGUAACCUCAUGCCGGAUGACAACUCUCUCCGUUUCAACAAUGCUAUUCUGAAAUCAGAUGACUCGCUCUCUCAGAGGAAGGCCUGUGGAGUGUGUCUGCUGAAUGUUGAUGUGCCGAGUAAAAACUUCAGCCGUGAGGAGGAUUGUCCCAAACUGACAUACGGGGGACGUCAGUAUCAUGCUGCCUGUGCAAACUUUUGGGUGAAUUGUGUGGACUCCACUUUACCAGCACUCAAAUUACCGGAAUUAUUGUGAAUGGAACCUCGAUAGAAUUAAGAUGAACAAUGAGGUGCAGAUUUUGUAUUAUUUUUUUUUUUUUAUAUAUAAUCCAUAUGUUAUAUUAAGUUAUGUGUUGAGAAUUAAUGUUAUGUUUUUCCCUGUACAGACAUAGCUGUCCCUUAAAAUCAUUAAUUGACUCUUUCAAAUACAUGCUUGCAUAUUCAUCCUGAUAUAAUUUACUGAAUGUAAAUGAUCUGAAUUAACUAUCUCCCUUUCUAGCGACCGUAACACCUAAAAUCUAAAGGAGAAAUCUGUUACAUGUGCUUGUUUCUCAGAUAUCGUAAGGUUCAGGCAGAAAUGAUUUGAUGUUUAUUUGUAUUUAUCGUAACAUCAUGCUAGAUUUGAAAUCACUUUGAACAGGGAUAUAUGGUUGUGAUUUGAUUGGAUAAUCUGUUUCUCUAUAUACUGUAAAGAAUAAAGUCUACACCUUAGCAUUUAGCUCUUGAUUCAUACUAAUAUUGAUGAAGUACUUCUCCACUAUCCAGAUUUUCAAACCUUCUUAAAGAUAGAGUGAAACAUAUGGAGAUUAUUUAGUGGAUUAUGUAAAAGAUUUUAAAGCCUGGCUGUGAGAAUGUCCUAAGGUAUAAUUGUAAGGUUCAUUUUGUAUUGAUCUUUACAUCAUGCGAUACAUUUGUACAAAUAUGUCCCAUAUCUCUUAAUCAUAAUCAGAUUUGUUCUUUAAUUCAAAUUUUAAAAUUUCUUUUACAAAAUAUCUGAUAAGUUGUAAUUAUUGUUUAAUAUGUAAUUCAGACUAUAAAUUAAUUUUGAAUCCCUAUACUUGUAGUCAGAUAUGCAUCUGAAUAUUUUUAAACAUGAACUAAGUGAAAUAUUUGCUUUGCUUAGGACAGAAGCAAUAGAGCCUGAAGCUUUUUUGUGAUCUCCCUGUGUUUACUUGAACAUUAAUCUUAUUAAUCUUCGUUUUGUUUGUAUUGUUCUCUCUACUAAUCUUGUCGUACAAUAUGUGUUUUACCUGUCCAGAACACAGGGACUUGGCAUUGAUUACUAAUCCCACAUACCUGUAUCAUCUUGAUACUUGUAAUAUGUAUAUAAUACAGCUCAUGAAGUUGGGAAAGGUGACAAGCCCCUGUGGUUCUGAGGAACUAUCUACCAGUGUUAAAGGUCAGUGCAAUAUUUUGGUGGUGUACCUGUAAUUUAUUGUUGACGAUGGAGAGAUUGUUAAGUGUAAACAUUCCCUUGUUUCGGUACUGUUUACAAAACUAUGUAUACACACACCACAGAGCUAUUUAAGAAUAAAAUUGUUAAAUAUGUCA